AUGAUGAGAUUGGCUCUGAAAACAAUAAAGGAGAAUCUGGCAAAGAGAUGUUUUGUUGGAGAAGAGGCUGAUUUUAAGGAGCAGACCAGUAUACAUUCUCUGGAAGCUGAUGGAGGAUUGGAAGGACCUACAAAUGGAAAUGAUGAGAUUGGCUCUGAAAACAAUAAAGGAGAAUCUGGCAAAGAGAGUUUUGUUGGAGAAGAGGCUGAUUUUAAGGAGCAGACCAGUGUACAUUCUCUGGAAGCUGAUGGAGGAUUGGAAGGGCCUACAAAUGAUAAAUGUGGAAGUGAAGCAUGUGACGGAGGGAAUAAUUAUGCAGGUGGAAUACCUAAAACAAACAGUGCAUCUGCAUGUGACAAUUCUGGAGGUGCAUUUUCAAAGGUGGUCCAACCUUUACCAGCAGAGAAUCCACAGCUGCUAUUGCGCAGUUCUCCACACAAGGAGUCAAACAAUGAGAGUCCAAGUCAGAAUACAAGCAGCUUACCAGGUGAAAGUGGUGAAACUGGUGAUGAAGAGAAUGAUCGUGAAUUAGAUUUAAAGCAGGCCAAAGCCUUUGCAGAUGGAACACAAGGUGUAGUGCCAGUACCACCAUGUGAUUAUUCUACUGCACAUGCAGGUCCAAAGGAGGUCCAAGGUUCCUUAGAAGAAAAUCUACCACUGCUACUGCGCGAAUCUCCACACAUGAUUGCUGAACAUGAAGGAUAUGAUGAAAACUCUUUGGUAGGAAUGAAUAUUGCAGAUAUUUCAAAGGACGAGAACAUAGACAUUAUGAUUAUGGGCUAUAUAGCUUUACUACUAAAGAUUAAGUUUAGGUGCCUUGUAGGGAUGUUACCUCCAGUAUAUUUGUAUGAAAUCUCGACUGGAGCCACUAGUUCGAUAUCAAAAGUUGAAAGAGGCACAAAUGCUGUGCAGAUACACUACAUAGAAAAUCAUUAUGUAGUAUCUGCACAAUUUAAUGGAACUUUAUAUGUAUAUGACAGUUUAAAGGACGAAAAACAUUUAACUCUGCUGCACCUCCAGUUAAAUCUCUUGUAUGAGGAUGUAGACAUGGCAGAAGUAGAGCAUGUUCAGCUUCAGUCACAAGAGAACACAAGGUUGUGUGGAUGUUUUGCUGCAGCAAAUACCUAUAAACUGCUGAAGCUACAGCAGGAUAAUUCCAUACCUGAACCAACUGAGUUCAUUAUGUCAGAGAUGAGGCCACACCUUCAGUCUUGUUUAGAAGAGGAGAAGAUGCGACCAUUUCCUGAGAUGACAUCCUCCUUACCAAGUACAGAUGAUUCUCUUGCUGAAGUUGGAGAUAUAGAUUUAAGGAGUACUAAUCCUGAUCAGGAAACUGAUCGAAAUGCUCCUGAACAGCUGCCUGUUCUGCCAUUUUUGGAAGAAAAUGAGAGCCAGAAUAUAUGUAGGUUACCCGCUGGAGGUGGUCAAGUCUCCAAGAGGAUUUUUAGCAAUUUGAUUCUGGAUUGUACAACAACAGAGCCUGAUGAGAAAAUUUUGAAAGACUUAGAUACUUAUCUCCAUAGUAAUAAUAUUGUUAUUUCCCGAUGUGUUGCGAUAAACCUGUGUACUACAGGUGUUUCAAACAAAAGCAAAAAUGCAGUUACAGGGUACUUAGAAAGAAGAAAAUUAGAAGGAAAAAAUUAUACACUUAUUCUGAGAAAUGCUUAUUCAUCAGUUUUUAUAUCUGGUUAUCUUGCUUUAAAAGAAGCGAAGGGAAUAGAAUCAUCAUUCGUUAUUACUGAAGGAAAGAAGUGUCGUGUCAUAAGCCCACUCCUUGAUUUAGAUUAUUAUGUUAUGGUUUCAUGGUCAGCUAUAAGCAAGAAUGCUAAAGAUGAAACCUUUCCGUUUGAAUCUUUUAAAGAUAUUGAUGUAAACCAAAACAGAGCACCAGGUGAAAUAACAGGUUCAGUUUAUAUGCCUAGAAAUUCAAAAUUGGGUGAUUUCCUAAAGCACAUUGAUAAGAACAUCACGGCUGUGGUCCUUGUUGAUGGGGAUAACUGUCCAAAAAUCUCUCUAUACUAUCAACCAAAGAAUACUAGUAUGUGCUUCUUGUUUUUUAAUAAAAGAACACUAGAAUGUAACCAGUCAAAAUUCCUUUUUAGUAAGGGUAACAAAAAUGUCAAGAUUGCACCUGUUAGUAUAAAGGAGAAGGAGGCAGCUGAUAAUGACAUUAUCAAAGUUUUGAUGUACUUACAAGUCAAAAAUGAUUAUAAAGUUGAAGAGGUACAAACUAAUAAAGAUAAAAAGUUACAAACUAAUAAAGAUAAAAAGGUACAAAAUAAUAAAGUUGAAGAGGUACAAACUAAUAAAGAUAAAAAGUUACAAACUAAUAAAGAUAAAAAGAUACAAACUAAUAAAGAUGAAGAGGUACAAACUAAUAAAGAUGAAGAAGUACAGACUAAUAAAAAUGAAAAGGUACAAACUAAUAAAGAUAAAAAGUUACAAACUAAUAAAGAUAAAAAGGUACAAAAUAAUAAAGUUGAAGAGGUACAAACUAAUAAAGAUAAAAAGGUACAAACUAAUAAAGAUGAAGAGUUACAAACUAAUAAAGAUAAAAAGGUACAAAAUAAUAAAGUUGAAGAGGUACAAACUAAUAAAGAUAAAAAGUUACAAACUAAUAAAGAUAAAAAGAUACAAACUAAUGAAGAUGAAGAGGUACAAACUAAUAAAAAUGAAGAAGUACAGACUAAUAAAGAUGAAAAGGUACAAACUAAUAAAGAUAAAAAGUUACAAACUAAUAAAGAUAAAAAGUUACAAAUUAAUAAAGAUAAAAAGGUACAAACUAAUGAAGAUAAAGAGGUACAAACUAAUAAAGAUAAAAAGUUACAAAAUAAUAAAGUUGAAGAGGUACAAACUAAUAAAGAUAAAAAGUUACAAAUUAAUAAAGAUAAAAAGGUACAAACUAAUGAAGAUAAAGAGGUACAAACUAAUAAAGAUAAAAAGUUACAAAAUAAUAAAGUUGAAGAGGUACAAACUAAUAAAGAUAAAAAGUUACAAACUAAUAAAGAUAAAAAGGUACAAACUAAUGAAGAUGAAGAGGUACAAACUAAUAAAGAUGAAGAAGUACAGACUAAUAAAUAUGAAAAGGUACAAACUAAUAAAGAUAAAAAGGUACAAAAUAAUAAAGUUGUAGAGGUACAAACUAAUAAAGAUAAAAAGGUACAAAAUAAUAAAGAUGAAAAGGUACAAACUAAUAAAGAUAAAAAGGUACAAAAUAAUAAAGUUGAAGAGGUACAAACUAAUAAAGAUAAAAAGUUACAAACUAAUAAAGAUAAAAAGGUACAAAAUAAUAAAGUUGAAGAGGUACAAACUAAUAAAGAUAAAAAGUUACAAACUAAUAAAGAUAAAAAGAUACAAACUAAUAAAGAUGAAGAGGUACAAACUAAUAAAGAUGAAGAAGUACAGACUAAUAAAAAUGAAAAGGUACAAACUAAUAAAGAUAAAAAGUUACAAACUAAUAAAGAUAAAAAGGUACAAAAUAAUAAAGUUGAAGAGGUACAAACUAAUAAAGAUAAAAAGGUACAAAAUAAUAAAGAUGAAAAGGUACAAACUAAUAAAGAUCAAAAGGUACAAAAUAAUAAAGUUGAAGAGGUACAAACUAAUAAAGAUAAAAAGUUACAAACUAAUAAAGAUAAAAAGGUACAACAUAAUAAAGUUGAAGAGGUACAAACUAAUAAAGAUAAAAAGUUACAAACUAAUAAAGAUAAAAAGGUACAAACUAACGAAGAUGAAGAGGUACAAACUAAUAAAGAUGAAGAGGUACAGACUAAUAAAGAUGAAAAGUUACAAACUAAUAAAGAUAAAAAGGUACAAACUAAUAAAGAUGAAAAGGUACAAACUAAUAAAGAUAAAAAGGUACAAACUAAUGAAGAUGAAGAGGUACAAACUAAUAAAGAUGAAGAAGUACAGACUAAUAAAGAUGAAAAGGUACAAAGUAAUAAAGAUAAAAAUGUACAAAAUAAUAAAGUUGAAGAGAUACAAACUAAUAAAGAUAAAAAGGUACAAAAUAAUAAAGAUGAAAAGGUACAAACUAAUGAAGAUAAAAAGGUACAAAAUAAUAAAGUUGAAGAGGUACAAACUAAUAAAGAUAAAAAGUUACAAACUAAUAAAGAUAAAAAGGUACAAAAUAAUAAAGUUGAAGAGGUACAAACUAAUAAAGAUAAAAAGUUACAAACUAAUAAAGAUAAAAAGGUACAAACUAAUGAAGAUGAAGAGGUACAAACUAAUAAAGAUGAAGAAGUACAGACUGAUAAAGAUGAAAAGGUACAAACUAAUAAAGAUAAAAAGUUACAAAAUAAUAAAGUUGAAGAGGUACAAACUAAUAAAGAUAAAAAGUUACAAAAUAAUAAAGAUGAAAAGGUACAAACUAUUAAAGAUAAAAAGGUACAAAAUAAUAAAGUUGAAGAGGUACAAACUAAUAAAGAUAAAAAGUUACAAACUAAUAAAGAUAAAAAGGUACAAAAUAAUAAAGUUGAAGAGGUACAAACUAAUAAAGAUAAAAAGUUACAAACUAAUAAAGAUAAAAAGGUACAAACUAAUGAAGAUGAAGAGGUACAGACUAAUAAAGAUGAAGAAGUACAAAAUAAUAAAGUUGAAGAGGUACAAACUAAUAAAGAUAAAAAGUUACAAACUAAUAAAGAUAAAAAGGUAAAAACUAACGAAGAUGAAGAGGUACAAACUAAUAAAGAUGAAGAAGUACAGACUAAUAAAGAUGAAAAGGUACAAACUAAUAAAGAUGAAGAGUUACAAACUAAUAAAGAUAAAAAGCAACAAAAUAAUAAAGAUAAAAAGUUACAAACUAAUAAAGAUAAAAAGGUACAAACUAAUGAAGAUGAAGAGGUACAGACUAAUAAAGAUGAAGAGGUACAAACUAAUAAAGAUGAAGAAGUACAGACUAAUAAAGAUGAAAAGGUACAAACUAAUAAAGAUAAAAAGUUACAAAUUAAUAAAGAUAAAAAGUUACAAACUAUUGUAGAUAAAGAGGUACAAACUAAUAAAGAUAAAAAGGUACAAAAUAAUAAAGUUGAAGAGGUACAAACUAAUAAAGAUAAAAAGGUACAAAAUAAUAAAGAUGAAAAGGUACAAACUAAUAAAGAUAAAAAGGUACAAAAUAAUAAAGUUGAAGAGGUACAAACUAAUAAAGAUAAAAAGUUACAAACUAAUAAAGAUAAAAAGGUACAAAAUAAUAAAGUUGAAGAGGUACAAACUAAUAAAGAUAAAAAGUUACAAACUAAUAAAGAUAAAAAGGUACAAACUAACGAAGAUGAAAAGGUACAAACUAAUAAAGAUGAAGAAGUACAGACUAAUAAAGAUGAAAAGGUACAAACUAAUAAAGAUAAAAAGUUACAAACUAAUAAAGAUAAAAAGGUACAAACUAACGAAGAUGAAAAGGUACAAACUAAUAAAGAUGAAGAUGUACAGACUAAUAAAGAUGAAAAGGUACAAACUAAUAAAGAUAAAAAGUUACAAACUAAUAAAGAUAAAAAGGUACAAAAUAAUAAAGUUGAAGAGGUACAAACUAAUAAAGAUAAAAAGUUACAAAAUAAUAAAGAUGAAAAGGUACAAACUAAUGAAGAUGAAGAGGUACAGACUAAUAAAGAUGAAGAAGUACAGACUAAUAAAGAUGAAAAGGUACAAACUAAUAAAGAUAAAAAGUUACAAACUAAUAUAGAUAAAAAGGUACAAACUAACGAAGAUGAAGAGGUACAGACUAAUAAAGAUGAAGAAGUACAGACUAAUAAAGAUGAAAAGGUACAAACUAAUAAAGAUGAAAAGUCACAAAGUAAUAAGGAUAAAAAGGUACAAACUAAUAAGGAUAAAAAGUUACAAACUAAUAAAGAUAAAAAGGUACAAACUAAUAAAGAUGAAGAGGUACUACGUAAUCAAGAUAAAAAGGAACUGUUAUUUGAAACCACCCCUGACAUGAAAAUAAAGAUUAUAAAGCCUAAUGAUUUUGUUCAGUUGAGUACUCUCUUUCAUCUCCCAGAUAAUACUAAACCCACUGUUGUACACUCAGUUGAGCGAGAUACUACUGGUAACUGUCUAUUCUUAGAUGUUAGUUAUGAUGGGAAAAGAUUUACUUUAUGUAAUAUUUAUGGUCCAAAUGCUGACAAACCUAGUUUCUAUUCUGAUGUAUUUAAUCGUAUAGAUACAAUCGGUAAUGAUUCGUACAUUGUUUGUGGAGACUAUAACCUUGUAUUAGAUGUUGACAAAGAUUAUAUGAAUUACACAUCUGUUGAUAAUAAUAGAAAAGCUAGAGAAAAAAUCUGUACAAUUAUAAGGGAACGAUAUUUAGUUGAUACAUUUAGAAUUAUUAAUGGUGAUGAAAAAUGUUUUACUUGGAGGCUGAUGAAUUCUACACAGCAAGGUAGACUUGACUUUUUUCUAACAUCAGAAAACUUGCUGUCAAAAAUUAAGGAGUCUUCUAUUAGAAUCUCUUACCAGUCUGAUCAUUCUGUUGUAUGUUUAGAAUUGGUAUUCAAUGAGAUUGAACAUGAAAGGUUGUAUGAUAUAGAAAAUGACUUAAAAGAUAUUUCUGUUAAGAAGUUGUCUAGAGAAGAAGCAGAUAGUUUAGAAGGUCUAUUAACUUAUAGUGAAAUGCUCAACACCCUGAAAAAAAUGAAAAAUGAAAAGUCUCCAGGUUCAGAUGGAUUUACU
Molecule: messenger RNA, 6657 nt
Organism: Mercenaria mercenaria
Lineage: Eukaryota; Metazoa; Mollusca; Bivalvia; Venerida; Veneridae
Exons: 15
Source: RefSeq, a predicted model, not a curated record